AUGGAAUUUAAAAGUUUUUUGACCGCAAGAAGUUUUUCAAGUUGUAAAGUCUUGUGUAAAGCCGUACCAAAUAAUUUAAAAGGUAAGAAAGCUGAUUCUAAAAAAUGGUUAAUCAAGUAUAUUCAAGAUCCAUAUGUCGAAAAAGCAAGACAAGAAAAUUACCGUUGUCGUAGUGCAUUUAAAUUAUUAGAAAUAAACGAUCGUUUUAAAAUAUUAUCACCUGGUUUGUGUGUUGUCGAUUGUGGUGCUGCGCCUGGUAGCUGGACACAAGUAGCUGCUAACUUGACAAAUGCCGCGGGUAAAUUACAAGAUACACCUCUGGGUCAUGUUUAUGCUAUCGAUAGAUUGCCAAUACAUCAUAUCGAAGGUGCUACUUUAAUUGGCAACUUAGAUUUUACCACUAAAGAAGCCCAAACUAAACUACGUCAACUGGUAAAACAGCCAGUUGAUGUUGUGCUGUCAGAUAUGGCACCUAAUGCAACUGGAAUACGGGAUAUUGAUCAUGACCAAAUCAUUGGGUUGGCUUAUGCUGCUAUGAAAUUUGCUGUUGAAAUGUCUAAAGUUGAUGGCACAUUUAUCGUUAAACUUUGGGACGGUAGUAAAUCCCCGCAAUUCGAGAAAGAUGUGGCAAGAUUUUAUAAGUCCGUAAGAAUUGUUAAACCAGAUGCUACUAGAGAUGAAUCGACUGAAAAAUAUAUUCUAGCUAGGGGAUUUAAAGGUCUCAAAAUAAGUUAA
This is a messenger RNA of Cotesia congregata, 735 nucleotides long. The record is from the annotation of a GenBank genome assembly. NCBI's taxonomy places the organism in Eukaryota, Metazoa, Arthropoda, Insecta, Hymenoptera, Braconidae.